Molecule: messenger RNA, 1462 nt
Organism: Neolamprologus brichardi
Lineage: Eukaryota; Metazoa; Chordata; Actinopteri; Cichliformes; Cichlidae
Product: gap junction Cx32.2 protein-like
Biological process (GO): cell-cell signaling
Cellular component (GO): connexin complex
Molecular function (GO): gap junction channel activity
Source: RefSeq, a predicted model, not a curated record
UGCCAUUCAGCUCUACAACUGGUGACUGAUUCGCUUGUCUGCAAGAAGAGCUGUUAAACUCAAAGAAACCAUGGGUGAGUGGGGAUUUCUGUCUUCGCUGCUGAAUAAGGUCCAGUCCCACUCCACGGUCAUCGGGAAGGUCUGGCUCAGCGUGCUUUUCAUCUUCAGGAUCAUGAUCCUUGGAGCUGGAGCAGAGAAGGUUUGGGGUGAUGAACAGUCCAAGAUGGUUUGUAACACCAAACAGCCUGGUUGCAAGAACGUGUGCUAUGACCACGCCUUCCCAAUCUCACAUAUACGAUUCUGGGUCCUGCAGAUCAUCUUCGUCUCAACACCGACACUGAUCUACCUCGGUCAUGUCAUGCAUGUCAUCCACAAAGAGAAAAAGCUGAGAGAAUAUAUACAGACCCACUCUAGCAGUGAAAUAACAAAAGCUCCAAAGUAUACAAACGAGAAAGGAAAGGUGCAGAUUAAAGGUAAUCUGCUGGGAAACUACAUGGUCUCCAUAGUGUUCAGGAUCCUCCUAGAGAUAGCAUUUAUUGUGGGGCAGUAUUAUCUGUACGGGUUCGUCAUGGACCCACUAAUUGAAUGCUCCCGAGCCCCAUGUCCCUACACUGUUGAGUGCUACAUGUCUCGACCCACUGAGAAGACCAUCUUCAUCAUGUUCAUGAUGGUAGCAUCCUGCCUGUCGCUUGUGCUCAACGUGGUUGAGAUCUUCUACCUGCUGUGUUGUCGCUCAUCCAGACGAAAGGCCAAAACAGUGCCGAUGACCGCCAUUCCCCUUCACCCCCGUUUCACCAGUGACACCAUGUUGAAAAAUCAGAAACUUAGCCUCAAUGAUGUCAGUCACAGCACAGCCUGAGAAGUGCGGCUUUGAUCCAAUGUGCAGUAUUUGAACAGUUAACUAGGGCAAAUAACAAAGAGGCUUACACAUUUGUAAAAAGGAAAACAAACAUCUUUCACAGCUAUUUAUUUUAAAUGCUUAAAAUUCAUGCAAUAAACUCACACAUCUGAAACAUCUAAAACAAUCUGAUGUUUGGUAUAUUGUCACUGGAGUAAAUUGUUUUUGUCUCUUUUUAACUUACUUUUGGUUUUGUACAUAAUAUUACAGGUGCAUGUUUUGGUAUUAGUUGAAAAGUCUGGUGUGUGGCCUGUGACUACGUGGGCUAAAUAUCUGGAGACUAGAUUUCUGAACCCAUUGCUGAUAUCUUUUAACUGCUGCAGUUUGCAUUCACUAAAAGCCAUUUUGUAACGCUAAGAAGGUAUGACUGUUAGCACUACUUUGCUUUACAAAUGUCUUUUUUCUUUGUUUCUCUGAUGUACUGAUGAUUUUACAGACAUGGAUGUUUUGGAAAUGUACAUUUAUGUCAUUUAAAAUGGUUUGCUUUGAUGUUUAUAUAUUAAUAUAUGUGACUUCAUGUAGCUUGUCUUUGUACCUCAUGUAAUCUUAAUAAAUAUUAUUGAG